AUGGCGACGACAACCACCACCACGAACGGCACCUCCAAUCUCAAAAUCUCAAAGCGUCCCUGGAAUUCAAGAGGCCACGCCGACCACGGCUGGCUCUACACCUUUCACACGUUCUCCUUCGCCUCGUACUACGAUCCCUCCCACGAAUCCUUCGGCCCCCUGCGCGUCAUCAACGAAGACCGCGUCGAGCGCGGCACCGGCUUCGGCAAGCACAGCCAUAAGGAAUUCGGCAUCUGGAGCUACAUCCUCUCCGGCGAGCUCGAGCAUCGCGAUUCAAUGGGGAACCUGGAGAAGCUGAGGAGAGGAGAAGUCCAGUUCACGAAUGCGGGGACGGGGAUCAGUCAUUCGGAAUACAACCGCAAUGAAGAGGAGGACUGCCAUUUCAUUCAGAUCUGGUCGAAGCUGGAUAAGAGGGGCUUGAAGCCGAGUUAUUGCACGAGGAAGUAUCCUGAUGAGAUGAAGCGGGAUCGACUCGUGCGGAUCAUCGAAAGUAGCGAGAGACAUAAUGGCAAAGAGGGACCGCACGAACCGAUUGAGAUUCAUGCGGAUUUGAGCAUGGAUGCGAGUAUUUUGAGCCCGGGAAAGAAAGUUGUGCAUGAGGUUGUGGGGAAGGAAGGGGAGGAAAGGAAUGUUUAUUUGCAUGUUGUUAUGAGUACUGGGAGGACGCAGCCAAAGGCGGGCGGGGCGAAGAUCAAGGUUGGGGAUGUCGUGUUGGGAGAGGGAGAUGGGGCGUAUGUCACCGGAGCGAAAGGAUCAGGUACGAUUGAGGUCGAGAGUGUGGGGGAGAAGGAGGCGGAGUUUUUAUUGUUUGAUAUGGGGGAGGAGUGA
Messenger RNA from Zasmidium cellare ATCC 36951, 828 nucleotides. RefSeq lists its product as uncharacterized. Bases 1 to 828 code for a protein of 275 amino acids. The record is from RefSeq and is a predicted model, not a curated record. The transcript has a single exon. NCBI's taxonomy places the organism in Eukaryota, Fungi, Ascomycota, Dothideomycetes, Mycosphaerellales, Mycosphaerellaceae.